AUGGCCAAAGAGAAGAAGAGCAAGAACAAGGAAACGCUCAAGAAUCCCAAGGGCACACGCGACUGGUUCGGCGAUGAUGUUGUCCUCCUAAGAGCUAUUCGGCGUCAGAUCGAGACCGUUUUCGAGAAAUAUCGUGCGCAGGAGCUGGAUACGCCAGUCUUCGAGUUGCAAGAGGUGUUAAAGGGCAAAUAUGGCGAAGACUCGAAAUUAAUCUACGACCUGCAGGAUCAGGGUGGGGAGCUCCUUUCAUUACGCUACGACAUGACCGUUCCCUUCGCCAGAUGGCUAGCCAUGAAUCCAGACAUGGAGACUUCGAAGCGGUACGCGAUUGGCAAGGUCUACAGGAGGGAUCAACCCGCCAUAUCCAAGGGGCGCAUGCGGGAGUUUUGGCAAUGCGACAUCGACUUUGCUGGCGAGACGGCACCCAUGUUCAACGACAGUGAAAUCAUCUCCUGCGUGGUCAAGAUCUUUGAGGCGUUGGAGUGGACCGGAUACACAAUAAAACUUAAUGACCGGAGAAUCCUGGAUGGGCUCUUUGAAGUGUGCGGUGUCCCGGAGGACAAGUUGAGGACAAUAUCCAGCGCGGUUGACAAAUUGGACAAACUGCCGUGGGAGGAGGUCAAGAAGGAAAUGGUAGAGCAGAAAGGUCUUGACGAGUCCGUCGCGGACAAGAUUCGGACGUACGUCACGAGGAAGGGCGGCAAAGAACUACUCGAGGAACUGCAGAAGGACGAAGCUCUCAUGAACAACCCGAAGGCUAAGAAAGGGAUCGAAGAAAUGGAACUGCUGAUGCGGUAUUUACAGAGAUGGAAGGCUCUGGACAAAAUUUCUUUCGACCUCUCAUUAGCACGCGGGCUCGACUAUUACACGGGGGUCAUCUAUGAAGUUGUCACAGAGGGAUCUGCCGGUGUAAAGGCGCCUGCCCCCGCCACCGUCGAAGAUUCUACGCCCCCCAUGCCUCCUGUCGCUUCGACAGAGUCAGCCUCGAGUGACGCUCCCGUGACCUCGAAUGGCAGCACGAACGGUGUCCCUAGGAGACCAAAGGAGAAGAAGAAAGCCUCUGAAGACGAAGAUAGGUCAGACGAUCCUACAGUUGGCGUCGGCUCUGUCGCGGCUGGCGGUCGCUAUGACAACCUGGUCGAACGCUUUAGGCCCGGUGCCAAUAUGCCUUGUGUUGGCGUAAGCUUUGGCAUCGAUAGAAUAAUUGCCAUUACCAAGGCGAGGAUGGCCAAGGGCGAGCGCUUCAGCUACAUUAAGCCCAACAGAACCGAUGCAUAUAUCAUGGCAUUCGGCGGUUCCGGCUUCAGCGGUAUGUUCGAGGAGCGUAUUGACAUUUUGGCUGCUUUGAGGGAGGCAGGUCUCCGGGCAGAAACGUUCUCCAAGCAGAAGGCCAAAUUACAGAAGCAAUUCCAGCUCGCAGACCGUGCCGCGGCGCCUGUUGCGGUCAUUCUUGGCGAGGACGAGCAGGCACGGGGAGAGGUCAAGGUUAAGCAGAUGGGCCUCCCUGACGGUCACCCGGAAAAGGACGGUGUACUUGUCAAGGCAGAGGAGCUCGUCGCUAAAGUGCAAGCGGUCUUGGAAAAGCUUGACAAGUAG
Molecule: messenger RNA, 1596 nt
Organism: Cladophialophora yegresii CBS 114405
Lineage: Eukaryota; Fungi; Ascomycota; Eurotiomycetes; Chaetothyriales; Herpotrichiellaceae
Exons: 1
Coding region: 1-1596 (531 amino acids)
Biological process (GO): mitochondrial translation
Cellular component (GO): mitochondrion; cytoplasm
Source: RefSeq, a predicted model, not a curated record